This is a messenger RNA of Bipolaris oryzae ATCC 44560, 345 nucleotides long. RefSeq lists its product as uncharacterized. The record is from RefSeq and is a predicted model, not a curated record. NCBI's taxonomy places the organism in Eukaryota, Fungi, Ascomycota, Dothideomycetes, Pleosporales, Pleosporaceae. The transcript has a single exon. Bases 1 to 345 code for a protein of 114 amino acids.
AUGCCCCUCCCCCUCCCCCCUGGCCCAUGGGCUUUCUCUGCCUUGCACCUGUGCUUGGUCGCGACACUGCCGGCAUGCCCUCAACACUGCCAUUGGCCCGCCGCGACAUGCCAGUCCAGGUGCAUCCAAUGCGAAUGCCUGCUCCCUGCGCCGCGAACAUGUUGGCUACUACUCAGCGCAGCAGUGAUCUUCGCCCGUGGCUUUGGUCCACGUCGCGCACUGUCGUCCCAAACCCCCAACCAAGCCCGGGUAUUGGACACAGGGUGGUGGUUCAAAGAAGCUUAUCAAGUCGCCAUCACUAGUCAGAUGCUGUGGGGAUCGGGCCUAAACCCUCUCGGCCUUUGA